AUGCUGGACACCUCGGUACUAAUUGCGGUGGCGGUGGCCGUCGUCAUCCACUACUUGUUCAAGAAGUAUGUUGAUGCCACCAAGGAUGUGCCUGACUUGUACUUAUCCGAACAAUCGUUGGUAGAAGCCACCAGACUUUCUGACCAGUCAGCCAUCUACAAGAGUAACAAACUAGAUUUCGGGAAUGGGUUAAGGGUCGGCCUUGACAUCCGCUAUAACCACUACAAGAUCCGUCACGGAAACCCCUGCGAUGUGUGGGAGUUAUUGGUGGCGGGUUUGAAAUCUAAUCCCCAGAAGCUUAUGGUUCUAAACAAUGAGGUGAUCAAAAUAUCCGAAUUAAACUUUAAGGUCAACCGCGUUACGGCUUAUUUGGAUGCAAAUGGGAUCCGGAACAUCGCCGUAAAGUACUCCGACUUCAUGGCAUCCAUUGAUCACACGGUGAUCUUGUUUGCUUGUUUGAUCAAUGCCGUCACUGUUACCUUCUACCAAACAUCAGACGAUCUUCAGACCUUGGAAGUAGACCACUUUGGUGACCAAUUGUUGCAAGAGGUGGAUCUGAUCCUCUCCGCUACCGGUGAGCUAUUCACCUACGAAAAUAUCUACAACUUCGACAAAGAUAAAGGUGCACGGAUCCGAGUGGUUAAGAAACUUGAUGGAUCUACAAUCAGAACCACCGAAUACUUGGCCGUCAACUUGGUCAGCAAUAUCGCUUCGACUUUGAAGCACCUACCACCAAAUGAAACAAUUGGUCCCAAAGACACGAUAUUGGUGACAAAUGUAAACCCUCACACUCUGCUUGUGAACACACUAUGCAAAGUGUUGACUGGGUUUGUGACUAACUCCAGUGUCAUCAUCACCAACUCGCUGUCGUGGGAAAACCUUGUUCUGUACAACCCGUCGGUGAUGUUCCUGGACCUGCUGGUAUACUCUAAGGGCGAACUUGUGCACAAGUUACAAAGAGGGCUAUCGGUUGUUGGUAGAACCAAGUACAAGCUUUCAAUGUACUUUUUGUCCCAGGGAAAAUUCAGUAGGUUUGGCAGCUCCAACUUGAGAUUGGUGUACUUCACCACCAUUGUAGGUGGGCCUGAGUCCUGCUACUUUGCUACCGCAAAACUUAAUCAAUUGAGGGCUUUGCUUAAUGCAAGAGUCAUUGUUGAGUAUGGGUAUGAUAACUUGAUAGGUCCCGUGGUGUUGAGUGAUUUAUACGAUUAUAGGGUGUUGGAUGGAGCUAUCACUGAGAAUCUAGUGGGUUCUGGGUGUAUUUUCCAAGCAGUUGAGAUCAAGCUUGUGAACUUGAAAUCGGACAAUUUUGGAGAUAUUAUGGUCAGAGGUUACAAUAUAGGUAAAGUCAACAAUUACAUUAUUGGUGGUGGUUCAGGGGAGAGAGUCAAUAAAGACAAUGAAGGGUUCAUGUUGCUUGAGGGUGUGAAAGGUAAAUGGGGAAGUGAUGGAUGCUUGUACAUAUAUGGUGAAUAA
Messenger RNA from Yamadazyma tenuis ATCC 10573, 1476 nucleotides. RefSeq lists its product as uncharacterized. NCBI's taxonomy places the organism in Eukaryota, Fungi, Ascomycota, Pichiomycetes, Serinales, Debaryomycetaceae. The record is from RefSeq and is a predicted model, not a curated record.